Molecule: messenger RNA, 2512 nt
Organism: Poecilia reticulata (guppy)
Lineage: Eukaryota; Metazoa; Chordata; Actinopteri; Cyprinodontiformes; Poeciliidae
Product: nucleoside hydrolase-like
Molecular function (GO): hydrolase activity, hydrolyzing N-glycosyl compounds
Source: RefSeq, a predicted model, not a curated record
CGGAAAGGUAAAAACARUCAACGACAGUUGUGARGUGGCGCUGACUUUUUGAUGGUUUCUAAAUGUUAUUUAGUAGGUUUUUGCCGUCGGUAGCGUCUCAUAUUAUCAAGAUCUCUGUGGAAAGUUUCUCUUUCCAUCCUGCGCGGUCGGCUUGCUGCAGCGUCCCCACCCAGCAGAGGAAAGAAGAAAUGUCAUCCAGGAGUAAAAAGAGGAAAAAGACGCCUCCGAUGGAUGCAGGGCAGAACAGCCAGGAAAAGCAACUGCAGGCUCUUCAAAACAGCAAGGAGGAAGGGUUCAGGACGAUGAAGAAGCUGCUGCUGGACGUGGACUGUGGCGUGGACGACGCUCAGGCCAUCAUGGUGGGGCUGGCCGACCCCAAUGUGGAGAUCCUGGGCAUCACCUGCGUGCACGGGAACACCACGGUGGAGAACGUGUGCAAGAACGUUCUGCGGGUUCUGCAGGCCUGCAAUAAGCUGGAGAUUCCGGUGUUUAAAGGUGCUGCUAAGUCCAUCCUUGGGAUCAAAGUCGGCGACGAAAACUUCCAYGGUCAGGAUGGCCUCGGAGAYGCCCCCGACGCCGGCGCUCCCGGUCUGGACCUGAUCCAGGAGGAGAACGCCGUGUCGGCCAUAGUCCGGAUCAUUAAUGAGAACCCUGGAGAGGUGUCGUUGGUUGCCACGGCGCCGCUCACCAACCUGGCUCUGGCUGUGAGGAUGGAUCCGACUCUGCCGGGCAAACUCAAAGGACUCUACAUCAUGGGAGGGAACACUGAGUCACGAGGGAACACCACAGUGUGUGGCGAGUUUAAUUUUGCAGCUGACCCAGAGGCAGCGUACGUCGUGCUGAACGAUUACCAGUGUGAAACUCACUUGGCGUGCUGGGAGUUCACCUGCUACAACCCGCUGACGUGGGACUUCUGCGACGCCUGGUUGGGUCAGGACAGCGACAAGGCUCGCUUCAUGGCCAAGAUCUUCCGCCACAGUAUGGAGGAGUCCAAGAAAGACGGCGGCUGCCUGGGUUCCACGGGCUUCAUUUCCUGUGACUCGUACGCCAUGGCGGCGGCGGUGGACGACUCGUUCGUCACAGAAAGCGAUCAUUAUCCAGUCACUGUUGAACUGGCAGGAACUCACACCAGAGGAAUGAUGAUAGUGGACACUCUGGGCCUGCUAAAGAAGACGCACAAAGCGUGCAUCAUGAAGAAAGUGGACAUGGAGAAGUUCAAAAAGAUGAUGAUGGCAGCUUUGAAAUGAUGUUUGCGAAUAGAGGGAACUUAGUUAACUUAGUUUCUUAGGUAGGUCAGAUGACACAGUGGUCCAGGUAAAAGCCUGACCAUUCACACCUGGUAUUGAAUUCCAUUAUGAAGUGUCAGAUCUCAGUCUUGGUGACCAAAAAGUGUAACUUCACCCGGUGUGUGGUCAGCCGAUCAUCGAACUGUAAAGGAGAUAUCUUACAAAACGCAGCACAGAAGGCAAAAUUAUAGAAACAGCUGGAACAAACACAAAAACUAUAACUGUAUAUAUGUCUAUAUGGGCUGCAAAAAGGUGAAAGGUCAAAAAGGUAAACUGACAUCGCUCACCUGCUUGAUGAUAUUAAUUAGGUUCUGAUCCGUACCCCUUGACAGUAGGCAAAGGUCUGAACGUAGACGGACUCUUUUAUGACCACAACAGACCAGAACAGCUUCCUCAUCACAGCUGACCACGGGAAUCUUUUGAUUACCUGCUUCAUCCUAGAAAUACUUAUAAAAACCUUGAACUCGUCGUAUUACAACCUGAAGGCAGCAGCGACUAGUUUUUUUUUUUUUUUUUUUUAGAAACUUUACGUACUGCUGUGGGUUUUUUUGUCUUUUGCUCACUUUUUUUUUUAAACAUCAGAGUAAUAACAGCUGCUUGAUGUGAGUCAGUUUGGUGCUUCUCGAUCACCUCAAACUUUGCUUCAAGAAAACAUUUUCUGUGCGUUAAAGAAUGAUUUUCUGACAUUUACUCACCGACACCAAACCAGGAGACAGCAGCACCGUUUCUAGCUACGGAGCGCUGCACACCUACUUUCCAACUUGACUCUCACUACCUCUGCUGGCACCUUGGAGGCAAAAGUCAUGAAUAACAUCGGGUGUCGCUUACCGCCGUCUUGUGUUGUUUCGGGCUUUUAUUAGGACAAUGAGGUGGCAUGAAGACGUUAUGGGCCUGCCUUGGAUAUAGAUUUGAAAGGGUCUUCAGCCUGAAGCUUUCAUAGAGGGCUUGUAACUUUUUAGUGUGCAUUUUAUAGAUUCAUGUUAAUUGAAAAUAAGUUAACUCCAGACCUCCAUGUGCCGCUACAUAAUAAUGAUAAUUUAAAAAUUCCUUGUCUGGAGGGGGAAUUAUGAUUUACUUGUUCCAGUUGUAGAAACUGUCAAGGGUUUGACCAUUGUGGUUAAACAUGAAUUGUUGACUUUCUAGACCACGGGUCCCCAAACUUUUUCCUGUGAGGGCCACAUAACUUUUCCCUUCUCUGGUGGGGGCCAGAGUCAGUUUGUAACAGA